GGAGCACGUCGAAUCAGCCAGGAGCAAGCAUAUAUACAUACGUGUGUGCGGUGUAGUGAAGGCAGGCAGGAUGUCGGGGGCACAGGGGGCGCACCCGGUCGGGGAGACGACGCCGACGACGUACGGGUCGGUGGGCGGCGGGGAGAACCGCACGCGCACGGACCUGCGGUCGCGGGAGGACCAGGGCAACAUCCAGAUCGAGAAGGUGCAGGACAAGGUGGAGGACGCCGCGUCGCGCAAGAUCGACGACAGCGCCUUCGCUGCCAGGAAGGAGCCGGGCCAGGCCGGCGACGCCGGGGCGACCGGCACCGGCGCGUGAUCUGGGUUCUGUGGCGCCCUGCCGCGCGCGCUCGUUGCACGACCACGGUCGCUGCAUUUGCGCGCGGUGCGUUGUCUUGUGUAGCGAGUUUUGUUCUGUAAAAGAGUCUGCGUGUGAGCUCGCAAUAAUAAGAACUGCUUCUCAGUGUGCUUAGCAAGAUCAUUAA
Triticum dicoccoides is the source of this 485-nucleotide messenger RNA. RefSeq lists its product as uncharacterized. Lineage: Eukaryota; Viridiplantae; Streptophyta; Magnoliopsida; Poales; Poaceae. The transcript has a single exon. Bases 71 to 319 code for a protein of 82 amino acids. The record is from RefSeq and is a predicted model, not a curated record.